Molecule: messenger RNA, 3104 nt
Organism: Geodia barretti
Lineage: Eukaryota; Metazoa; Porifera; Demospongiae; Tetractinellida; Geodiidae
Source: the annotation of a GenBank genome assembly
GUCCCACGCGCGCCCACAUCAUCAGCACUGUGCAGAGAAAGGGAGCGAUGAGCCGAUAUCACGAUCCAGACAUGGACACCCAGUCCCUCUCGAGCGUGUCCGGCGCCUCGGCCUCGUUCUGCUCGGCGGCCAGCGGCUCGUGCUUCUCUGAGGGAAGCAGUUUCGAGAUCGAGUCGGAAGUGGGGCGCGACGCCCUCGUCCAGAUCUGCUGCAGCUCUCUGUCUCGGCUCCUGGACUUCCCCGACUCCCAGCUGGAGGUUCUCCUUGGCUCGGACGACGAGCUGGCCGAGGAGGAUGGCGGAGUGAACGUCGCUAGGAACAUAGCAUCAAGUCUGAAGAUGAUGAAACGCUCCAUUGGCAGUGGGCUGCAUGCAAUUUCCCACAUGUACCAUCACCAGCGACACCACCAUCACCCUCAGGAGGUCUACACCAACACCCAGGUGUCUCCGGGCCACCAUCACCGACUGGUGUUUGGAGCUCCACUCACCAGCAGUGCUCAGAUAGUCCUCCUCCAGAUCAUGGCCCACGUCGAGGGUUUCACCGGCCUCGAGGGAGUAUUCCGGAAGUCGGGGAGCAAGCCGCGGGUGGACCAGCUGGUGCAGCAACUACGGGAGAAGGAGUUUGGGGAGAUACUUCCCUCCGGCUACUACAAGCCACACGACUACACGUCGAUGCUGAAGCAGUUCUUUUCCGAGCUCCCAGAGCCCCUCUUUCUGAAGAGGCACCUUGGAGCCUACAUGCAGACUUCAGAUUUGGCCAGUCCGGGAGCCACCACCAAGAGCCUCCAGCUGCUGAUGCUGAUGCUCCCGCCAUCCCACCGGAUCGUGGCUCAGCACCUUCUCCAGCUCCUCUCUCUCGUAGCCUCCUCCGCCGCACGCAACAAGAUGGACGCACACAACCUGGCGCUCGUGUUUGCUCCAACUCUCUUUCUCUCGGGAACCUUCAAAGCACAGGACUACUCCACGUCCGAGACACUGGACAAAGUUGUGUCGUUGUUGGAGUACACAAUUAGAAACCCCCUUGAGAUAUUUGAGGUGCCACACGAGGUGCAGGUGGUUGCUGAAAGGUACUGCAAGAAGAGAGACACCACUCAGGAGGAAGACAUAGCCCUGGACAUGUGCAGCACCUACUGCCAGCAGGAGUGUUCCGACGACUUCCACGCAGCGGGACAGCAGAGGGCAAUGACAGAGAUGGCCGCUCUCUACGAGGCGGUCAAGAACAUGCCCGACGGUCCACAGAAAUCCCUCUUCCUAAAGAAGUUUGAAAGCAAGUCUUCUGCCACGCCAUCGUCAGUAAAGAAGUCCAAAACUAAAAGCAACAAGGAAAAUCUCACCACACCGAAAGCACACUCAAAGAGCUUCAGGGUACACACAAUACAUGUUGAAACUACUGUUAACUAUGGUAUAAAUUCCCCACCAGGGUAUUAGCAAGUCCACUAGGAAGCCUCCUCCACCACCAACAGCAGCCCUACUGCUGCAGCCAGUCUCCAAGACACCCUCUGCUAAGAGGCCCUUUCUCAGACAGGUUGUGCACACCCCUAGGCAGCAGACUGCUGCCACACCUGUAGCUAGCUCCCUACUGCUGCAGACUCCCGUGAACCCUUCCAGACUAACCUUCACAUCAAUACCCACCAUGUCUCCUAUGGUCACUGAUGUAUGAAUAUUUUCAUGUGCGCAACUGCGCAUGCAUUGUCGUGCUGCCGAAGCGCUUGGCGCUUCGCUCCUCUGAUGGUAUAUACCCCUCUGAUCUCCUAGUUAGCUAGCUAGCUAUAUAGCUCUCAGCUCUUUGGUGCGCAUGCGUUCGUCUGACUGCAACGCCACACUACUAGUCGGACCUCUUAGUCUGGAGUUAGUUGGGGGCAUACUUAUUUAGGCACCAAAAUACUGUUGUUCGGUAGUGUUGCGAUUUUUGUUAGGCGUUUCAUAGCAUACGGUCGCGACGACUUCAACUGGUGUUUACGACGAAAAUGGCUAACAUCGCAGUGCAAGUUCCGUCUUAUGUGAAACUGGACCAGCAGCAGACACCCCGUGCCGACAGAGACAAUGAGCGAGACUCUCCGCUGUUCUCUCUAGAUCCGUCACCGGGGUCUAGUUUCAACAAAGGGAGCACUUUCCUGCCUCUUUUUGGAGCAGCUCGCAAGGCGGCACUACCGAUGAUAGCAAUGUCUGCAGUGGGAUGGAUGCUCUUCGUUCUGAGCUUCGGCAUCUACAGAAACCGGCACAUGUACGUUGGAUCCAUUACAGAUCACCCCGAGCUCUACUGGGCCUGGGCUGCCUGCAUCGUCGGCCCCGUGGCCUAUGUCCUCGCGCUGAUACACGCCGUCAUGUGGAAGCGAGCCGGCGCUGCCAUUGGCUCUGUGACUGCUCUCCUGGGCAUGGUGUACACCGCAACACUGGGCUAUGCUCUCAUUACUUGCGGGAUCUACACCUACGAGGCUGUCAAACACAGCGACGAAGAAUUCUCAGAGUACAGCGCGUACCCCGAGUAUGUGGGCCUGAUGUUGGCUGGUAGCUUCCUUGCCUGCUUCUUCUGGGGUCUAACAGUAGCUCUAUGGCCAUGGUACACAGACGGGACAGCAAAGGUGUCUAAAACUUCAGACUACUUGCAAUGAAAUUAGCGCCGUUUAGCCCAGAAUAACAUCCCCCCACAAUCACGUUUACUUGUGUACACACACACAACUUUGCACACAGAGAAGACACUUUUUUAGACUUCUGUAUGGUCACUGAUAACAUAUUUGCACACAGAGUAUUAUCAUUGCUAUGCCAACAGCAGGCCUGUUUUGUUCUGCUGAGAAUAGUAAAAUGCACCAUGCGUACCAGACACACACACACGAUGCCAUUGUUCUCCUGUUUAUAAAAUCAGUGCUUAACUGAAAGUGAUUUACUAUGGAGCACUGCAUCAGUAAUGCAAACUGUGACAUUGAAGACGGGGCUAUAUGGCUACAGUCAGAGGGUGCAUAAUUAUUAUGUGAUCAUGACAGGGGUGUGGUUAGUUCUGGCCUGAAACACGUGGCCAAGAGCUCAGUUUUUGUCUUGAAGUCACUAACUAUCUUCAGCAUUCUGAGAAAGAGAGAAUGGGUGGGGGGAAAUGGAGAUGGUAUUAUA